This is a messenger RNA of Aspergillus pseudoviridinutans, 438 nucleotides long. RefSeq names its product hydrophobin family protein. Gene Ontology annotation, cellular component: fungal-type cell wall. The coding region runs from base 1 to 438 and encodes 145 amino acids. Gene Ontology annotation, molecular function: structural constituent of cell wall. The transcript has 3 exons. The record is from RefSeq and is a predicted model, not a curated record. NCBI's taxonomy places the organism in Eukaryota, Fungi, Ascomycota, Eurotiomycetes, Eurotiales, Aspergillaceae.
AUGAAGUUCCUCGCUGUUGCCUCUCUCCUCGCUGCCACCGCUCUGGCUCUCCCCGGCGGUGCUCCCGUCGGAGCUCCUGUCGUCCACCCUGCCUUCGACAGCUCCAACCAGUACACUCUGCAGCAGGCCCAGAACAAGUGUGGCGACAAGGCCACUCUGUCUUGCUGCAACCAUGCCUCCAAGGUCGGCGACACCACCGCCUUCAACUACGGCGCUUUGAACGGCCUUUUCGGCAACACCCUCAGCGGCCCUGAGGGUGUCGGUAUCCUGUCUGGCUGCCAGAAGAUCUCUGUCACCGGCCUCAUCGGUGCCAGCGACUUGCUCAAUAACGAAUGCCAGCAGAACGUUGCUUGCUGCCAGGACAACAAGUCCGAAGCUUCUGGCGGUCUCAUCAACAUUGCCACACCUGCCUGCGUUGCUCUCGACAGCAUCGCCUAA